AUGGGAACGCCAUUCAUCACCUUCCUCGAGCCUAGUAAGCUCGAGGGGUAUAUGCCCGGCGAGUUGCGCGACAGGCAGCCUCCCACCAUCCCCUCCGCCUUCUUGGACGCCAUGGAGGUGCGCGAGGAGGUCUUCGUCCAGGAGCAGGGCGUGCCCGCGAACAACGAGUUCGACAGCGACGACCGCCGCUCGUGCCAUUGGGUCAUCUACGCCAGCGUCAACAAGACGGAGGAGGUCGAGGUGCGCGACGACAACGGCAACGUCGUCCGCCCGCGCAAGAGUUCCACGCGGUCCACCCCCGUGGGAACCGUGCGCCUCGUUCCCUUCCCCCACGAUCCCCACCCUGUCGACGGAGGCACCUACUGGGGCAACAAGCUAAUAGAAGACGAUGCGGACCCCCAGACGGCGUCCUCUCAAGCGAAGACUCACGUCCGGACAGCCUCCCUUGCCACCGCUGCCGCCCCCCACUCGAAACCCUACAUUGUCGACCGUCCCACCACCUUCCACGACGGGAGAGAGCCUUAUGUCAAGCUGGGCCGCUUGGCUGUGUCAAAGGAGUUUCGCGGCCACCGCCUCGCCGGUCUCCUCGUCAACACGGUCCUCAACUGGCUCAAGGCGAACCCGACCUAUUUCAAUCCCAGUAUCAAGGAGCUCGGGCUGGAGAAUAUCGGUGCCACGAGCGAGAGGGACAUUCCCAAGUGGAAGGGGCUCGUUUGUGCGCACGCGCAGGAGAGGGCCGUACGUGCUUGGUCUAAAUGGGGUUUCCAGGUGGACGAGGGAAUGGGCAGGUGGUACGAGGAAGGCAUACCGCACGUAGGCAUGUUCCAGCGCCUCGCCAUUGACUCUGAUCGGAUUCGCAUCUGA
Molecule: messenger RNA, 864 nt
Organism: Geosmithia morbida
Lineage: Eukaryota; Fungi; Ascomycota; Sordariomycetes; Hypocreales; Bionectriaceae
Product: Acetyltransferase (GNAT) family
Exons: 1
Coding region: 1-864 (287 amino acids)
Source: RefSeq, a predicted model, not a curated record